Molecule: messenger RNA, 4847 nt
Organism: Trachemys scripta elegans
Lineage: Eukaryota; Metazoa; Chordata; Testudines; Emydidae
Product: zinc finger protein 2-like
Exons: 4
Coding region: 1115-1591 (158 amino acids)
Biological process (GO): regulation of DNA-templated transcription
Source: RefSeq, a predicted model, not a curated record
GUGCCCGGCCGGGGUCGGACCUUCUCCGGCUAGAAACCGCCCCGGAUUCUGCUGACGGUAACUCCUGAGCUGUGACUCCAGGUGACUGAGACCUUGGGGCUGGACAGGUGACUGACUCUGCACAGUCCCCCCCCCCCCCCGCCAUCUCUGCUCCCCGGGUGUCCAGAAUCCCAGAGUGCUGCAUCACUAAGGCCAGAAGGAUCCUUCUAUCCGUGAGUCUGAUCCCCUGCCACCGGCUGUCUGUUGUGUCCAGUAAGCUGCCCUUCUCACCCUGCCAGGCUGCAGAAUGAUGUCUACAUCUCGCUCCAGCUCAUCCCAUCCUCCCAUGGGGCAGGGAAGAGAGAUCGCUGCAGUGGAGCCAGCUCAUGUAGGGGUUACUGGGGAGUUGCUGGUGGGUUCCUGCUGGAGGGAGAGCAGCAGUAAAUACAGAAGAGGUGGCAACUUCUGGGGACUUAGGUGUGGAGGGGGCAGGGAAUACCCUGGGUGAGGAAAGAGAGGGGGACAGAGUGUGACAAACCUGCUGGGACUUGUUUAACGUGAGCCUAGAAUCUAGGAACAAACGCUUGGAUGUUGGGGGAGAAAAUUCCCUAAUUUGUGAAACAGGAAAUACAGAAACCAACCCCCUGGGCAGGGCAGGGAAAACUGACCGAACUUCCAGUGCUGAACCCUCAGCCUGCUAGCCAGAGUCUUGUGUGGCAAGGAAAGAUGUAGGAAGGUGUAGGGAAGAUGUCCUGGCCCCUCACAUCCAGCUGCUGGUAGUGGAGAAGGUGUUGGGUUCCCUACCAUGGGGUUGUAUCAGCCUCUGGCUAGUAGCUGUGUGGUGGAUAUGCUGGGAGAGACAAGAGGCUCUCUCUUUGUUCUCUCACCAUGAUGCCCCCUGGCUGCUCUCAGCAGUGUGGGGAUAGGACUCUACCGACUGUUUCUCUCUCAGAGCUUCCAUUUGAUUCCCUCCUCUCCCCCAUGAAUAGUGGGGCUGUGAGUGGGGCAGCAGGUACUGAGUGUUGGAAUCCUGCUCUUUCAGGGGCUGGUGACCUUCGAGGAGGUGGCUGUGUAUUUCACCAUGGAAGAGUGGGCUCUGCUGGACCCCUCUCAGUGAGCCCUUUACAGAGACAUCAUGCAGGAGAACUAUGAGAAUGUGACCUCGCUGGGGUUUCCAGUUUCCAAACACUAUGUGAUCUCCCAGCUGGAAGGAGGGGAAGAGCCGUGGGUCCUGGAUCUCUCUGGUUCAGAGGAAAGCGAGAUCCUGAGAAGUCCCUGCACUGCAGGUGAUGGGGUGGUGAGGGAGAACGAGGAGCAGAAUCCUCACCAGGAAGAUGCUGAGCUAGUCGAAGCACAUGGCGAAUUACUGCGAAGAUCCAAAGGGAAUGUGUCCAGCCCCUGUGAGCAGGGAAAAGCUGAUGAAAGUUACCACAGACCAGAGAGAGAGCAGGGAAACCACUCAGAGGAGAGAAUGGAUGAAUCCAUUAAUUGUCAGAGAACUCACAGGGACCUCAAGGAAACUACAUCCCAGGAGAAAAUCCUCAGGGAAAAGAGAGAGAAUACAUGCAGUGAGUGUGGGAAAAACUUCAAUUACCACUCAGCCCUUAUUUGACAUGAGAUAAUCCACACAAAAAAGAGACCCUAUGAAUCCUGUGAGUGUGGGAAAAGCUUCACUCAGAGAUAUGCCCUUAUCUCUCAUCAGACAAUGCACACGGGAGAGCGACCCUACGAAUGUUGCGAGUGCGGGAAAAGCUUCACUCAGAGCUCAAACCUUACUACGCAUCAGAGGAUCCACACAGGAGAGAGACCCUAUGAAUGCAGUGAGUGUGGGAAAAGCGUCUCUCAAAGCUCAACCCUUAUUACACAUUACAGAAUCCACACAGGGCAGAGACCCUAUGAAUGCUGCAAGUAUGGGAAAAGCUUCACUUAUAGCUCAGGCCUUCUCUAUCAUCAGAGAAUCCGUAAAGGAGAUAAACUUCAUAAAUACAUUCUUUAGAGCUGUCAGAAGAUUUUUUUUUUUUAUUCUUUUGACAGUUCCCAGGUAGUGGUCUUUAAGGCUGUUUGCAUCUUUUGCACACUGUAGUCCCUCAGCUCCCACAUAUGAGUUGCCCACUUUUGAAGCCUACCCAUCUUUGGGGUGGAUCCUGUGGUCUUUUCUAUCAACAACAUUGUCCUGCAAGUCAUGGGAGUGGGUGGUCUUUUUACCAGGAAUGUCCAUCACCCCGAUGAGGGAGAUAGGGGGUGUCUUCAACCAGCUACAUUGAGGUAAAAUUUACCUGGGCCUCAUCACUGUGGUUGCCAUGUAGUUAGCUAGCUUGAGUUCACUUUCCUGAUGUAAAAAGACAGCUAUUCUUGCACUAAAGACAUGGGCAAUGGAUAGUGGGUGGGGUUAUCUUGCAUAUUUCCUCCUGAUCUGACCUAACCACCAUCACAUUUCCUUGUCUAAACAAACCUGGAGAAUCACAUUUAUACUCUUCCUCCCAGUGCAAAGUUAUUGUUAGAGACGUGAAGUUCCUCUUUGAGGACAGAUUGUCUUGUUCCCAGUUGUUCUCACAUUACCCUGGAUCAUGCUGAACAGCAGUUAUUUUGUUGACCAUUUUUCUCAUUUAAAACGUAUUUAAAUAUAGUGAAGAGCCUGAGCAGUGUCAGGGAAAUAAGGGUAAUUUCAGGCUCUGUGACACUGGAAGGAGAUGGGGUGACUCAGACAUUCCGUCCUUCCCCAUCACCCCAGAACUGUUACCUUUGGCUGAGCCAUGCACAGUUCCCCCCUUCAUAUUCCUUCACUUCCCAAAGUUUCUGGUGAGGUAGUAUUCUUAGCUAUCCGUGCUUGGGAAUGGUGCUUGGAUGUCUUUGAUCCUAAAUUAAUCACUCUGUCAGGAGAUGAAUGUGUCACAGACCUGGAAGGGGAUUUCAAAUGGAUCCCAAGCACCAUUCAAAUCCCAUUUCCCCUCAAUUGGCAAAGCCACUUCUGGGAAGAUUGGCUGUCUCCCCGCCCCCCCCUUUAUGAAGAUGCUAAAACUUUUGUAAAUAACACUAAUGAGACAGCACUAAAUGAAGCAGGUUUUAUGGGAGAAUCUCUCAUCCUGAUUCUGAGUUAUCAGAUGUAACCUACUCUGGAACUUCCCUUUAAAUGAAAAUGAAAGUGUCUUCUACCUCUCUGUGAUACGGGUUUUCUAUCUUUCAUAAAGGCUCCUUGGUCAUAUAACGUUUGACACACGUAGCUCAGAUUUAUUGGGAAAUUUCAGACAAAUGACCAUCAUUCUUUACUUCAGGUUUGUUUUUCCCCCUAUCCCUGCAUGGUGACAUGGAGAAAAUUCAAAUGCAGUUCAGUCAACAGGAGAGACUACUCCAAGCUGUUGGACAUAUUAUCAAAGAAACUGUAGUGUGUUUAAACCUCCACUCUGAAAAGGUGAACAGCGGCAGACCCCAAACCAUGUAACUGAUGGAAGUAAGUGCACAUGAUCACAAAGUAAUUCAGUUGUUUAAGGCAAUAUUGUCUCAGAUGAUCCAGGGAUAGAAUUCCACAGCAAGUGACUUGGAACUAGGCAAAAUGCCCAGGUAUUUGGUUCCCAAGGUAUUUGUAACCCAGUCCCUACAUGAGGUUACUCCUGAGGAGAUCUCCUAGCUAAUCCCAACAUUUGGGAAAUGCUGUCUGUGAUGAGGUGCAUCAACCCUGCACUGGCACUGCUAGGGUUAACUGCACCCUGUGGGCUGAAGAGGCCACAUCCCCUCGCCCUCUCUGGGCAUGGGCCGACUGGAGACAGAGUAUAAAAGGGAGCAGCUCAGCUCAGCCUGGGUGGACUGAGGAGGAGAGAAAACCUAUGUUGUGGGCUCCUGACAGGAAGCUGCUAGACCCCCAGGCUGCAACGUCAAGCCGCACUGAGGCCCCUGCAGACACCCAGUCAACUGCCAAGGAUGGCCAAGAAGAGACGCCGGAUGCCAGGACAUUAGCAAUGCUGGAAGUAAGGGUGGGAAGUGACCCAGGGAACGGGACUGUUGCAGUGAGAGAUCAAGCCUGGACACAGGAGUAUUGGUUCCUCAAGGCCCUGGGUCAGGACCUGGUGGAGUAGGGUGGUCCCAGGUUCCUCUACCCAACACUGCACCCACCACUGGAUGGAGUCACCACCUGAAAAGAAGCUGUCUUGACCCAGGGGAGAUUUCUUUCCCCCCAAACCCCUGCCUUCUUCCUUAUGUGGCCACACACCCUGCCACAGGAUGUAUCAACCCCAUGACACUGCCAAUAAUGAUGUAGAUGUGGAGGAAACAGAAGUGGUGGUUUUUUUGAACUCACCAUUUGUGGGUGAUAUAAAUGUGUGUAGGAUGAAAUCAGUGUUGAAUGUGAGAUGGCUGCAGAAAAAAUAGCUAUUUUUUAAUAGAAACCUCAUCUCUGUCAUCUUAUAGAGAUUCUGGUCCAGGCCUGUAUCUAAUCCCUAAGCACAACUAUACUCAAGGGUUCACUGGUGGAAAAAGGGGAUUAAAAGAAAACUAACACAUAUGAGAAGAUUCUUUAAUUAUUGAAUAUAUACUGUUACCAAUCAAAAUGAAGUUAAACAUGAAGUUACUCUUUAAUGAAGAAGAGACUUAAUUAUGUGAUCAACUGAAUUAUACUGGAAAAAUAAAACUUCAGUUCUUUUUCUUUUAGUUAGUAAUAUAGGAAAUGGUGGCUAAUCCUGAAAAGCUUCUUUGAUAUAACUUACCUCCUUUGACCUAAAAUGUCCUGAUGUAAAACCUCACUGCAAAGGUUCGGGUGGGGGAAUGUGUGUGAGAAAUAGUGUAGAGAAUACUGACCCACUAUAAAUUUGAAUGAUUUGUAUUUCAAAUGGAACUUAUUUUCAUUAGGUUCAAAGUCAAUUUCUAUGUAGGUAUGU